Molecule: messenger RNA, 249 nt
Organism: Aspergillus homomorphus CBS 101889
Lineage: Eukaryota; Fungi; Ascomycota; Eurotiomycetes; Eurotiales; Aspergillaceae
Exons: 2
Coding region: 1-249 (82 amino acids)
Source: RefSeq, a predicted model, not a curated record
AUGGAAUUCCACCCCGACGUUGAGAAUGUCUUUAUUGGUGGCGGGUGUAGUAGACAUGCUUUCAAUUUCCUUUCGGUACUGGUAGAGUACCUGCGCCGAGCAUGGGACAAGGUACUGAUGCCCCAUUUGGCUGCCAAGUGGCGAUACCACACGGAGCAUGAAAAUCUGGAGGAUGCUUUCUGGGGAGAUAGGAGUCGUGGUGGACCGGAACGUCGGGAGCUGGAUACUCGUGAGCGAUCUAAGGUCUGA